CCUCUAUACAGAAAGUAGGAUUUACUUCCUUGUUACGUGGACAAGACAGACAUUCCCCUGCACGUUCUUCACGUCUUACCAGAGUCUCCUUCUUCAUGAUCUUGGAAUCUGAAAUGCUUGUAUUGAACAAACUACAGCUUUUGAAGGAUGGAAACUGACGACAAAGUGCCACAAGGUGGCGCUGUGGCAAGACCAUUCACAGAUACUGUAGCUGCCAGAGAGGGAAGUCAGCAACAUGGGAGACAACUCACUACAAUAUCAACACAAGAUCGUGCUGCGGCUAGACCUUUCACAGAUAAUGUCGCUGCCACAGAGGGAAGUCAGCCACAGGGGAGACAACACACUACAACAUCAACACAAGAUGACUCUGUGGCUAGACCUUUCACAGAUACUGUAGCUGCCACAGAGGGAAGUCAGCAGCAGGGGAGACAACUCACUACAACAUCAACACAAGAUGACGCUGUUGCUAGACUUUUCACAGAUACUGUAGCUGCCACAGAGGGAAUUCAGCAGCAGGGGAGACAACUCACUACAACAUCAACACCAGAUGGUGCUGUGGCUAGACCUUUCACAGAUACUGUAGCUGCCACAGAGGGAUGUCAGCAACAGGGGAGACAACUCACUACAUCAACACAAGAUGGUGCUGUGACAAGACCUUACACAGAUAAUGUAGCUGCCACAGAGGGAAGUCAGCAGCAGGGGAGACAACUCAAUACAUCAACAACAGAUGGUGCUGUGACUAGACCAUACACAGAUACUGUAGCUGCCACAGAGGGAAGUCAGCAACAGGGGAGACAACUCACUACAACAUCAACACCAGAUGGUGCUGUGGCUAGACCUUUCACAGAUACUGUAGCUGCCACAGAGGGAAGUCAGCAACAGGGGAGACAACUCACUACAACAUCAACACCAGAUGGCGCUGUGGUCGGUCCUUUCACAAAUACUGUAGAUGUUGCAGAAGGAAGUCAGCCACAGGGGAGACAACUCACUACAACAUCAACACCAGAUGGUGCUGUGGCUAGUCCUUACACAGAUACUGUAGCUGUCACAGAGGGAAGUCAGCAGCAGGGGAGACAACUCACAACAACAUCAACACAAGAUGGCGCUGUGGCUGGACCUUUCACAGAUACUGUAGCUGCCACAGAGGGAAGUCAGCAGCAGGGGAAACAGUCCAUUUCCACAACCACCCACAACUACUUUGGUUCUACAGUUUCACAUUACGACCUGUCCAACUCCUCUAACGUGGCAAUGGGGGAUGGCAGACAUCAAGGCUGUAUAUCUCAAGAGUGUCUCAGUGUUAGGAUCAACCAGCUCAGUGAUAUGUUUGUGGAAACCCAUGCUCUUGACAAAGCAAAAGAACUUCUGAAAAGACACAACCACGUGGCCAUCUGCGGAGCCCCAGGAGACGGGAAAACUAGUGCUGCUCUCAGGAUCUGUGAAGCGUAUAUGAAGAAAAAGUAUCAAGUAUUGUUUGUUGAAAGUAUUGAAGAGUUUGACAGUGAUGUCGUCAUUAAGCGAAAGUGUGACAUGCUGGUUGUGUUUGACGAUGUCUUUGGCUCUGUUGCAUUUCCAAGCAGCUUGGAGAAGAUACACAAAAUGUUCAAUGCCUUGGUUGAUGUUUUACUGCGCUUUACAAGAGACAAGGAACUGAAAGCCAAGGAAAAACAACCCCAGAAGAAAAUUAACGAAAGAAGGAAGAAGGAAGAUGAGAGGCAAUGUGAAGAUGAAAAGACACCAGUGUGUAACUACAAGCUUCGCUUUAUAUUCACAUCCAGAAGCUACAACUGGAAUGAAGGAUGUGCACGACUGCAUCAGUUCAAAGUAAAUCUGUUUAAGCCGGAAGCCAUUGUUGAUAUGAUCAAGACUUGUUUAACCACAGAAGAAAAGAAACAUAUUCUGACAUUGUUCAGGAAAUGCCAAAUGUGCGAUAUCUCCAAUAAGGACAUGAAAACCAUAACUCAGUUACAAGACAGCAGGUUUGGCUUUCCUCUGAUCUGUAAAUUGUACUGUACAAACCCAGCCUUCCAGAUGCAAAACAUCAUUGACUUCUUUCAGAACCCUGUGACCUACCUGAGAGGUGACCUUGACACCAUUGUCCGUGAAGGCAGCAGCAGGUCGGCAGCUCUGGUUCUCCUUGUUCUGUGUGGAGGGAAGUUGGACCUUGCCUCUUUUAAGGGGAAGGAGAAGAAUCUCACUGAACUGUUCCAGGCUGUAAAGGAGGAUGUCGCGUCUUGCACUCGGACAGACAUUGGCAGGGAGAUCAGCAACUUUACUGGCACCUACUGUACAGUGGAGAAUCAUGUAGCCUCUUUCUCCCAUCCGUCCAUCUAUGAUGCUGCAGCAUGUGCCUUGGGGAAUCUCAAUGAAGAUUUGUUACUGGAACAUUGUUCCCUGCAGUUUUUAUAUGAAAGAGUGAGGCUGAACAAGGAUGAUCACCUAAAGACAACCCACACUGAUGAUGUCACAAACAUGAUCUACAUCACCUCAAGUCUCCACCCGUUAGUGAUCAGCAGAUUGGUGGAGGGUGUCCGAGAAGGAUGCUUCAGAUGGACAGUGGGCCACCCUGUAUUCAGCUGUGUUCAAAUAGUCUCCGGCUUCUUGACACAGAUGAUGACAGACUUGCCUGAUGUUGUUCACAGAAAAGAUAGGAACUCAGGCGAAUGUUUUCUAUACUGGGUUUCACUGUCAACUUACCAUUCACUGUUUGAACACACAGUGUCACUGAUGUGUAGAGAGGGAAGCCUUUCACAUUCUGUACUCGCUGACUUCUAUGAGAGUAUCAUAAUCUGUACAAAACAUGGCAAUCUCAGGCACCUGCAACAUAUUGCUGCUGUACUCAAACAACAAGGGGAAUACGAUGUAGACAGGAGGACAAAGGGAGAGAGGACUCCGCUGAUGAUUGCUGCUGAAGCAGGACAGUUGGUUGUGUUCAACUUCCUCCUACAAGAGGGAGCUGAUGUUUCAGCAACAGACAAAGAUCGGUACAACUGUCUUCAUCUUUCAUGUAAAUCAGGAAGCAAAGAUAUAGUAAAUGUUAUCAUUGAGAAGUUUCAACACCUGAUCAAUGACCGCGAUGGUGAGGGAAACACCCCUGUUAUGGUGUGUGCUGAGUCAGGGCAGGUUGAAAUCCUCAAGUUCCUUGUUUCACACAAAGCAGAUCAUACUCUCAGGAAUGUUUUCAAUGUGAACGCUUUCCAAAUAGCAUCUAGCAACGGCCAUGUAUCAGUUGUAGAGUAUCUGCAAACAUGUGAACACAUAACCAUAGACAUGCGAGGAGGGUUGGGGCAUCAAACAGCAGUUAUGAUGGCAGCUGAAGGAGGACACUGUGAUGUUUAUAAUCUUCUUGUGUUGGAGGGAGCUGAUCUGUCAAUUACUGAUAGAUAUAGAACGGACUGCCUGAUGUUGGCAUGUGAGGGGGGAGGUAACGUGUCUAUAGUGAAACACCUCCUGUCCUUGAACACAUUUGACAUCAACAGACGAGGGUGGUGGCAACAAACAGCAGUUAUGAUUGCAGCUGAAAGAGGACACUCUGAUGUUUAUAAUCUUCUUGUGUUGGAGGGAGCUGAUCUGUCACUUACUGAUGAAGACAACAGGGACUGCCUGAUGUUGGCAUGUAAGGGAGAUGACAUGUCUAUAGUGAAACACCUCCUGUCCUUGAAAACAUUUGACAUCAACAGACGAGAGGGGUGGUCUAAACAAACAGCAGUUAUGAUGGCAGCUGAAGUAGGACAGUAUGAUGUUUAUAAUCUUCUUGUGUUGGAGGGAGCUGAUCUGUCACUAUCUGAUGAAUCCAACAGGGAUUGCCUGAUGUUUGCAUGUGAGGGGGGUAACGUGUCUAUAGUGAAACACCUCCUGUCCUUGAACACAUUUGACAUCAACAGACGAGGGUGGUGGCAACAAACAGCAGUUAUGAUUGCAGCUGAAAGAGGACACUCUGAUGUUUAUAAUCUUCUUGUGUUGGAGGGAGCUGAUCUGUCACUUACUGAUGAAGACAACAGGGACUGCCUGAUGUUGGCAUGUAAGGGAGGUGACAUGUCUAUAGUAAAACACCUUCUGUCCUUGAAAACAUUUGACAUCAACAGACGAGGGGUGUUAGAGAAACAAACAGCAGUUAUGAUGGCAGCUGAAAGAGGACAAUAUGAUGUUAAUAAUCUUCUUAUGUUUGAGGGAACUGAUCUGUCACUUGCUGAUGAAGACGACAGCGACUGCCUGAUGUUAGCAUGUGAGGAAGGUAACGUGUCUAUAAUGAAACACCUCCUGUCCUUGAAAACAUUUGACAUCAAUAGACGAGGGGGGUGGUCGAAACAAACAGCAGUUAUGAUGGCAGCUGAAAGAGGACAGUAUGAUGUUUAUAAUCUGCUUGUGUUGGAGGGAGCUGAUCUGUCACUAACUGAUGAAGACAACUGUGACUGCCUGAUGUUUGCAUGUGAGGGAGGUAACAUGUCUAUAGUGAAACACCUCCUGUCCCUGAAAAUAUUUGACAUCAACAGACGAUGGGGGUCACCAAAACAAACAGCAGUCAUGAUGGCAGCUGAAAGAGGACAAUAUGAUGUUUAUAAUCUUCUUGUGUUGGAGGGAGCUGAUCUGUCACUUGCUGAUGAAGACAACAGGGACUGCCUGAUGUUGGCAUGUGAGGGAGGUAACGUGUCUAUAGUGAAACACCUCCUGUCCCUGAAAAUAAUUGACAUCAACAGACGAUGUGGGUCACCGAAACAAACAGCAGUUAUGAUGGCAGCUAAAAAAGGACACUAUGAUGUUUAUAAUCUUCUUGUGUUGGAGGGCGCUGAUCUGUCACUAACUGAUGAAUCCAACAGGGACUGCCUGAUGUUGGCAUGUAAGGAAGGUAACGUGUCUAUAGUGAAACACCUCCUGUCCUUGAAAACAUUGGACAUCAACGUACAAAGGGAGUCAUUGAAACAAACAGCAGUUAUGAUUGCAGCUAAAAAAGGACACUAUGAUGUUUAUAAUCUUCUUGUGUUGGAGGGCGCUGAUCUGUCACUAACUGAUGAAUCCAACAUCGACUGCCUGAUGUUUGCAUGUGAGGGAGGUAACGUGUCUGUAGUGAAACACCUCCUGUCCCUGAAAAUAUUUGACAUCAACAGAAGAGGGGGGUUCUGGAAUGAAACACCAGUUAUGAUGGCAGCUAUAAACGGACACUAUGGUGUUUAUAAUCUUCUUGUGUUGGAGGGAGCUGAUCUGUCACUAACUGAUGAAUACAACAGGGACUGCCUGAUGUUUGCAUGUGAGGGAGGUAACGUGUCUGUAGUGAAACACCUCCUGUCCUUGAAAACAUUUGACAUCAACAGCCGAUGGGGGCCAUAUGAAGAAACAGCAGUUAUAAAGGCAGCAAACAGAGGACAAUAUGAUCUUUAUGAUCUUCUUGUGUUGGAGGGAGCUGAUCUGUCACUUACUCGUGCAGAUAGCACGGACUGCCUGAUGUUGGCAUGUGAGGAACUCUAUGAUGUUUGGUAAGAAACGAGUGGGUACGGGUAUCCAACACUUGGGUACGAGUCAUCCAGCUAAUUAUGUACAAGUGGGAACGGGUAUCCAACACUUGGGUACGAGUCAUCCAGUUGAUUAGGAACGAGUGGGUACGGGAAUCCAACACUUUGGUAUGAGUAAUCCAGCUCAUUAGGAACGAGUGGGUACAGGUUGUCCAACACUUGGGAACGAGUGAUUCAGCUGAUAUUGAACGAGUGGGUACGGGUAUCGAACACUUUGGUACGAGUCAUCCAGUUGAUUAGGAAAGAGUGGGUACGGCUUUUCCAGCACUUGGGCACGAGUCAUCCAGUUGAUUAGGAACGAGUGGGUACAGGUAUCCAACACUUGGGUCCGAGUCAUCCAGUUGAUUAGGAACGAGUGGGUACGGCUUGUCCAACACUUGGGUCCAAGUCAUCCAGUUGAUUAGGAACGAGUAGGUAUGGCUUGUCCAACACUUGGGUACGAGUCAUUCAGUUGAUUAGGAACGAGUGGGUACGAGUAUCCAACAAUUGGGUCCGAGUCAUUCAGUUGAUUAGGAACGAGUGGGUACUGAUUGUGCAACACUUGGGUAUGAGUCAUCCAGUUGAUUAGGAACAAGUGGGUACGGGUAUCCAACACUUUGGUACGAGUCAUCCAGUUGAUUAGGAACGAGAGGGUACAGCUUGUGCAACACUUGGGUACGAGUCAUACAGUUGAUUAGGAACGAGUGGGUACGGGUAUCCAACACUUGGGUACGAGUCAUCCAGUUGAUUAGGAACGAGUGGCUACAAGUUGCCCACCACUUGGGUACAAGUCAUUCAGUUGAUUAGGAACGAGUGGGUACGGGUAUUAAACACUUGGGUCCGAGUCAUCCAGUUGAUUAGGAACGAGUGGGUACAGCUUGUGCAACACUUGGGUACGAGUCAUACAGUUGAUUAGGAACGAGUGGGUACGGGUAUCCAACACUUUGGUCCGAGUCAUCCAGUUGAUUAGGAACGAGUGGGUAGGCUUGUCCAACACUUAGGUCCAAGUCAUCCAGUUGAUUAGGAACGAGUAGGUAUGGCUUGUCCAACACUUGGGUACGAGUCAUCCAGUUGAUUAGGAACGAGUGGGUACAGCUUGUGCAACACUUGGGUACGAGUCCUCCAGUUGAUUAGGAACGAGUGGGUACAGGUAUCCAACACUUGGGUACGAGUCAUUUAUUUGAUUAGGAACGAGUGGGUACGGCUUGUCCAACACUUGGGCCCGAGUCAUCCAGUUGAUUAGGAACGAGUGGGUACGGCUUGUCCAACACUUGGGUACGAGUCAUGCAGUUGAUUAUGAACGAGUGGAUACGGGUAUCCAACACUUGGGUACGAGUCAUUCAUUUGAUUAGGAACGAGUAGGUACGGCUUGUCCAACACUUGGGUACGAGUCAUCCAGUUGAUUAGGAACGAGUCGGUACGGGUAUCCAACACUUGGGUACGAGUCAUCAAGUUGAUUAGGAACGAGUGGGUUCUGACGCUAUGUUGGUGUAAAAUAUUGUAAAUUUAAUUACUGUUCUUUUAGUUAAUAAAUUGAUGUAUGUCAUGUUACCAUGUGAUUUAUCUGUUUGUCAGGGACUAUUUCUUGUCUACACUCUUGCAUCGUGGCUAUUUUUAGAAACUAAGUUGACAUUUUGCCUUGAUAAACAAAAGCCUAAUACACUAGUUAUUGAAGAUUUCCCGAUUCAUUUCUUCCUCUAGCGUGUUUUAAAGUAUAUUUCACUUUGGAUAUUAAUGGUAAUUAAACUUGAUUGCACCGAAUGACUAA
This is a messenger RNA of Haliotis rufescens (red abalone), 7251 nucleotides long. RefSeq lists its product as uncharacterized. Gene Ontology annotation, molecular function: protein binding. The transcript is spliced from 4 exons. The coding region runs from base 148 to 5472 and encodes 1774 amino acids. The record is from RefSeq and is a predicted model, not a curated record. Lineage: Eukaryota; Metazoa; Mollusca; Gastropoda; Lepetellida; Haliotidae.